UCAAUUUUCAUUUGCAGCCUGAUUAUUAUCGCGAUGCUGCACAUUUUCACCGAAUCGAAGAUGGGCCUGAAUACCGAUUGGAAAUACCAAAUGCCAAAAUAGAUUACACUGGUACCUACACGGUGUACGCGAAAAAUUGCCAUGGAGAUGCCAAGGCAAUUAUAUCACUUCAAAUAAAAGUUAGAGAUCCAAAUACUUCAAACGAAGCUAUGGGAAAGAAGAAAAUAGGAGAAAUACAAACAGUUCCAACAAUUUUAAAGGAUCUCAGUGAUAUCCGUUGUUGUGAUGGAGAUUCGGCGACCUUUGAAUGCCAGUUCAGUGCUACACCUCCUCCCGAUAUCCGCUGGGAAAGGUCAGGAAAGCUGAUCCACUUAGGAGGUGAUUUCAAUGCCGACUUCGAUGGCGAAACUGCCAGAUUGUCCAUAAGUCAAGUCUACCCUGAAGACGAAGGAGAAUAUACUUGCGUGGCGUAUAAUGAACUAGGAAAAGCUGUCACAUCCGCCUGUCUCAUUGUCGAUCUGGUCGACCUACAAGUCCUCCAGGACGAAGAUUUGACCACCCUUGUGAAGACUGACCCAUCACAAACGGUGCCGGGAAUGCUGGAAGAACUGUGCGUCAGCUCCCAUGCGAAAUUUUUUUGUGGCGUUUACAAAAUCAUACUCGAAAACGAUGUUGGUAGAGUGGAGACAUCUGCUAAGCUAGACGUUAUAGGUCAUAGAGUACCUUCAUCUAGAGGUAUCAGAGCUCGCAGUUUGUCACCAAGAACAGCCCCAAUCUACCCCAGGAAUAUCAUCAGUGGUUCUGCCAGAUUAGGAAGUAGGGCAAGGCUUUAUUGUGAUAUCCGCGCCACACCUAUGCCGAACCUCAGAUGGUUCAAAGAUGGCGCACUUCUGGAAGAUUCAGAUAAAUACUGCAACUCUUACGAUGGAUCAGUUGCUGCAAUUGAAAUCGAAACCGUAUCUAUGAAUGAUGCUGGUUUAUAUACCUGCAUUGCUGAAAAUGAGAAUGGAUGUGCUGAAACUCAUGCCUUUCUUGAGGUAUACGAGGAGGAUCCUGUUCCACCUGAAAUCCUGAAGAGUCUGGAUAAAAACAUAGUAGCAGUCGAAGGUAAUCCUGUUACUUUGAGAGUAGAGGCCAUUGGAACGCCGCCCUUUGACGUUGUUUGGAUGAAGGAUGGCUGUAUUCUGCCUGAUUGUCAAGAUUUCAGACAGGGUGUUUCUAACGAUGGAAUUUUCACGCUAGCCCUACCAGAUGCUUACCCACAGGACUCUGGAGACUAUAGAUGUGAGAUUUACAAUUCAUGCGGAGAUUCAUUCUCUACUUGCCACUUAACAGUUCUAGAGAAAGAUAUGGACAUUCCUCAAAUAGAAUUUUUGAAACAUCCAUCUCCAGUGAUGAUAGCUGAGGGAGGAAACGCUUCAUUCUGUGUUCGAGUUAGAGGUUCAGAUGAAGAACAGCCAAUCAUUCAAUGGGAAGUUGCAGGUCAACCAGUAGUACCGUCUGAAAAAUUUAGGGUCGAGGAAGACGGUGACGUCAGCAUUCUUCACAUCGUCGGGGUGACGCGGGCCGAUGCCGGACCCGUCAAGUGCUUCGCUGGAAGAGGCGGCCAGUCCGCGAUCGUCGACUGUUUCGAAUCGACGUACGUCGCGAGCUGCGACGCCGAACUCACGAUUCACGACCGAUCCGAUAGCUGUAGUGACAGUGGAGCCUCCAUGGAGGAGCGAGAAGAGAUGGAGGACGUGGAAGAGGCGGCUGCCAUGCUGCUCAGGGGACCCCAGGACACUACCGCCCUUGUGGGCGAUCGGGUGCUGCUCAAGGCCACCUAUUUGGGUCAUCCGGAACCGAGCGUGCGGUGGACCAGAGCGGGUCGUGAGUUGAAGAAUGACGAACGAACGAGCAUAACAUCUGGAAACGGCGUUUCUUGUCUUCUACUGCAAAAUAUUACCGCGGACGACAGUGGGAAAUACGACGUUUGCGUCAAGAAUGUUUAUGGCGCCGACUGCAAUUACGCUUCAGUGUCUGUUGAAGGACCACCGGAUCCUCCGAGUGGUAAACCUUGUAUAUCGGCCAGUCAAGACAACGUUACUGUAGCUUGGAGCAGCUCCCCUUACGAUGGUGGUAAAAUAGUCAACGGCUACGCCCUCGAGUACUCGAUGGUCGGAAGCGACAUUUGGACCGUACUGGCGGAUGAGUGCCACUCUUUGAGUUACGUUGUUAGAGGGCUGCAACCCGGUGGGAGGUAUGUGUUCAGAGUUCGAGCUUUCAACGUCCACGGAUAUAGCAGGCCGAGUCUGGAAUCCGACGUGGUCAUUUUGGAGGAACACGAUGAAUCUAUUUCGUUCGAACCAAGAAUGGUAUCUGUUGAACCUGGACCUGAAUUCAAAUCUCGAUAUGACGUUUUUGAAGAAAUAGGAAAAGGACGAUUUGGUGUCGUUCAUAAAGUGAUCGAAAAAGAAACGAAUCAAAAACUUGCCGCCAAGUUCAUUAAAUGUAGGUCUUCCAAAGAUAAAGAUAAAGUACAAGACGAAAUUGAUAUUAUGAAUCUCCUGAGACACCAAAAACUUUUACAACUAGCCGCUGCUUUCGAACAUCCCAGAGAAAUGAUAAUGAUUAUGGAAUACAUUUCCGGUGGUGAGCUAUUCGAAAGAGUGGUUGCUGAUGACUUUACGCUUACUGAAAAAGACUGUAUUUUAUUCAUGCGACAAAUUUGUGAAGGUGUUGCCUAUAUGCACUCUCAAAACGUCGUCCAUUUAGACCUGAAACCUGAAAACAUUAUGUGUCACACUAGGACAUCACAUGAAAUCAAGAUUAUCGACUUUGGAUUAGCUCAAAAAAUUGAUCCCAAGGAGCCUGUUCGAGUUCUUUUUGGAACUCCUGAGUUCAUUCCCCCCGAAAUCAUCAGCUACGAACCUAUUGGAGUAGAAUCGGACAUGUGGUCUUUGGGAGUGAUAUGUUAUGUAUUGCUGUCCGGUUUGUCGCCAUUCAUGGGCGAUAACGAUUCUGAAACAUUUGCCAAUAUCACUCGGGCUGAUUACGAUUUUGAAGAUGAAGCGUUCAAUACUGUUUCGCAAAAUGCCAGAGACUUCAUUGGAGCACUUUUGGUGAAGAGAAAGGAAGAUCGUCUAUCGGCGGAACAAUGUCUCAAACACGUUUGGCUUGAUCCAGAAACCCACCAAGAAACAGUUGUUUUGUGCACGGACAAACUCAAAAAAUUCAUCAUUCGUCGCAAAUGGCAGAAAACAGGCAAUGCAAUACGUGCCCUGGGUAGGAUGGCUACGCUUUCUGCAAGCCGAAGGAAUUCCGCCAAUUCAACUCCAAACACCCCACGAACCUCUCUCUCUGGAACAUUGAUUCCGAGAAUGUCCAGUCUGAACGAGGAAGAUUCGCCAAAUAACAGCAUAUCUAAUGGUGCGACUAAAGUUGAGUUGGAUGAAAUUUGCAAAAAUAUAGAAAGCUUCUCCACGGUUGAAACUUCUCCUGAAGAGAUCGAGGAAACUUAUACCCCUCACAGACCUGUUACGGAUAUCAAGAAUGGAACCAGUAAAUCCAUUACAACAAGAGCAUGUACCGAAAGAAGUGAUAGUGGAAUUAGCGAUUGUUCAACACUUCUCACAACGGGCAGCUGUACUUCUACUCCACUACUAAGUAAAAAGUUUCGCAUCAACGAAGAAGUUGAAUACUCGAAUGAAGACAAAGUCUUCAACACGUCGGCAACAUUAUUCCUGGGCAAUAAAAAUAACCUCGAAAAUAACUCUAAUGGGUUAGGGAAUAGUGGUAAACGAAUCAAUGACAAUAUCGAACAACGAACUGAAACUGAAUCUACUGAUAAAUAUCGAAAUGGGUAUGGACAAUCUGAAGAACAUAUGGAGGAAGAUGGUCAAAUUUAUAAAACAUCUGUUGAAAAUUUCCACCUGAAAUCGGUUUCUAAUUUGAAGUUGAGUGAAAAGAUUGAGUCUUUUAGUAAUGCAUCUAUCAAAAGUAAACCGCCAAGUGCGUCAGAUGGCCUGAAGAGGUUGCCAAUUUAUAUUUCCAGAACUGUAGCUGGGACAAUAAAGAAAUUUGAUACCCCCGACAAAUCGACAUACUCUAUGAGAAAAACCAUCGACCAACAAAACAAAACCAUGUCGAAUACAAUACUUCGUGACAGUUGUAAUGAUGGUAAUCACGAUAAAGGAAGUAGUGUAGAAUCAGUUACUACAAAAGAAUGCGAACCUGUUUCUAGAGUUGAAAAAAUUGUAGAGAAAUUUUCAAGUAAUGAAAAAUUGUCUGAUGAUGUGUUGUCCUCCGCUUCAACUACCAUUAGGUACAGGAGUCCUUCUCCGUCUGUAUUGAGGAAAACCCACGCACUAAUAGCCAAAGGACAGUGUAAUGAUGAAUAUAUGCUUAAGGCUGGCAUGGAUAGUUCUCAACUCUCUCCAAAGUUGGCACCGAAAUUUGGUUCAAUCAACAUCACUUCUCCCAAAUCUCCACUUGUAAAUAGAAAAGACAAACCAAAAAGUGAGAGUUUCCAGAAAGCUGCUGCUUUUUGGAAUUCACCAAAAACUUGAAAACGUUGAAAUACCUUCACUUUAUGUGUGUAAAUCAUAUUGUAUAUAAUAUAUUUUAAAUAUUACCAAAUCAAGUGCCUUGAAAUGAAAUAUUGAACUAGAUUAGAUUAAAAGUUUUAUUUUUGUGUUUACAAGAACUGUUGUACCCUCCAAUAUCGAAUAUAUAUUUAUUGAUAUCUAAUUAAUCCAAUGAAAUACUCAUUGUCCAA
Leptinotarsa decemlineata (Colorado potato beetle) is the source of this 4756-nucleotide messenger RNA. RefSeq lists its product as uncharacterized. Gene Ontology annotation, cellular component: M band. Gene Ontology annotation, biological process: sarcomere organization; protein phosphorylation. The record is from RefSeq and is a predicted model, not a curated record. Gene Ontology annotation, molecular function: ATP binding; protein binding; protein kinase activity. NCBI's taxonomy places the organism in Eukaryota, Metazoa, Arthropoda, Insecta, Coleoptera, Chrysomelidae.